AUGGCUACAUCAGCCAUACAUCUCACGUCGCCAAGUCCUAAAGAAACAAUAGCAAAAGAAGAUUUCCGGAAAUGUUGGACAAUGAGUACUGCUGACAGCAAUCUCACGCUGCACUGCUUUCGCCGGCCUCUCUCUAAACGUAAGCCCUUCAUCGACAGACCGGCUGGCCUCAAGCAUAGCAAAAAAGACGCAAGCUUCCCAAAUGUCAGCGAUACUAUCACUCCAGAGUUUACAUUCUCGCUUCUCGAUGACGAGAAACAAUCAAGCCUACGAGAUGGCCUCACCUUGCACGAGAUUUACAAGACAAGGCUGCUUCGAGUGGACUUAGGAACGCGGUCGCGGACGGACUUGUUCCAGCGCUGGCUUCACCGAUAUUUGCAAGCCUUUCGAUACUGGAGAAUGUCGGGGAAGUCGCAGAACAGCGCCGAGGCUCUUAGAUCGUUCGCUGGAGGCCGCCGCCGAUGGUCCUACCAGAGUACAAUUCUGAUCGCUGAGAUUAUCGGUCGUGUCACGACUGCAGUGCUGACAGCCGUCUUCCUCGUUAUUCCGCUAGCUAUUCUGUCGCACUACUCGUCAAAAAACAUCCAACUCACAGUUGUAUCGGUGUCCAGCUUUGAGAUCAUGGCGAUAUCUGCUGCUUAUGCAGCAGUUCUUUCGGUUUUUGUAUCCAGCGUGCCAGCAAACGGCUGA
Molecule: messenger RNA, 690 nt
Organism: Lindgomyces ingoldianus
Lineage: Eukaryota; Fungi; Ascomycota; Dothideomycetes; Pleosporales; Lindgomycetaceae
Exons: 4
Coding region: 1-690 (229 amino acids)
Source: RefSeq, a predicted model, not a curated record